Lytechinus pictus (painted urchin) is the source of this 4003-nucleotide messenger RNA. RefSeq names its product carbohydrate sulfotransferase 4-like. The transcript has 2 exons. Gene Ontology annotation, molecular function: N-acetylglucosamine 6-O-sulfotransferase activity. The record is from RefSeq and is a predicted model, not a curated record. NCBI's taxonomy places the organism in Eukaryota, Metazoa, Echinodermata, Echinoidea, Temnopleuroida, Toxopneustidae. Gene Ontology annotation, biological process: sulfur compound metabolic process; N-acetylglucosamine metabolic process. The coding region runs from base 383 to 1837 and encodes 484 amino acids.
AAGCAAGCAGACAAUAAACCAUCGACGGCUUCGGAUGAGAAUGACGUCUUCCGCAUCGGUACUGGCCACUGGGGCAUAUACUAAGCCACUCACACAGGAUAUACCAAUAACAUCAUAUAUGUUUUACCAUGGUAGGUCCAUGGUUUUACCUCUCGAUACUGUCGACCGCGAGCCGAAGAAAUGGAUUGGUAAAACUCAUGGUAAAUUAUUAUAUUAUGAUGCCUUGCAGUGAUUUGCGUUUGUGUUUGCUGUACAUGCUGGAAGUACAUUGAGAGAUAGAGAUAUUACAUUCCCUACAAACUGCUAUCAAAGAUUAAGGCCUCCCGAGCAGCGAUCCAUACAUCAUUUAUAUUGAGGUGUGGGAAUAAAGGUGACCGAAGAUAUGAGGGUUCUUUUACAUUGUAGACGUGUAUUUCUGGCAAAGUGGAGUAUCGGCGUAGCAUUAUCCAUUGCUUUUAUUUAUAUCUCCCUGAUGACAAUGAACUAUGGCAAGUUUACUCUUUACAGCAAUGGCAAGGACAAUCCGAGGAGGGCGUCACACGGCACCGAGGUCAACUCUCGGCAAAUUUCCCAGAUAAUUUUUCAACAUUUUCACCGCAAAAAACCAAGCAGUACGCCAAAUAAUAUUGCCCGAAAUUUGUCUAAGGAAGAUAACUCAAAACUGCCAGAAGGAAAAUCCCAAAAUAUUUCCAACGAAAAUUUCCGAAAUAUUUUGGAAGAACGUGAAUCAGUGGAAAAUAUCACAAGUCGGAAAUCCGGACUUCCAGGAGUCUCAGACGAGGGCAAAAUUAGUGUCCGCACAGAUGACCAGGGAGUGGUCGAGUCCCGAUCGACAACGUCCAUAUCCUCAUCGUUGAGGGUGUCAUCGACAUUUGUUGUCAUCCUGGCGCAGUGGCGUUUUGGCUCUUCGAUCAUCGGAGAGCUUUUCAAUCAAAGUCCAAAUAUCUUUUUCCUCUUUGAGCCGUUGUGGUUGGUUGAUAAAAUUAGGAAUAAAAGGGAGCUUCCGUUUUCUCCAUUCCCGCGAGAACUUCAUGAAUACUCGACGAGAACUCUUAGAGAUAUCGCGGCGUGCAAUGUGUCCCAGGAGUUUGUCCGUUUGACAAAUCCUUGGGGCGGUCUUAUCAACAACCGUGCGAUAUGUCAGGCAACAGGAAAAAUAAAUCAAUGUAAAUUUCGAAGUUCUGACAUGGUAAAUAACCUAUGUACUACAUACAAUGGUAUCAUGGCUACGAAGGUCAUCCGGGCUGAUCUCGGGAAUAUAAAACCCUUGGUAGUCGAGGACAAGGUCAAUGUCAAGGUCAUUCACUUAGUGCGAGAUCCAAGGGGGUCAGCUGCUUCGCGUAUCCACUAUUACUUUGAGGAGUGGAGCGACCUGGUGCGAGCGCAUGAGGCGGAGUUCCAGAAGAAGGGCCGGCUUGCACCCCUCGGGCUUACAAACUCUACUGAACGCAUCAAAGACUCCAUUCCUACCAUGUGCAAAUGGAUGCGGGAGACUCGAGAAGAAGCAAAAACAAUGCCAGACUGGCUUCGGGGUAGAUACUACCUUCUCAGGUACGAAGACUUCGCGGCAGCGCCUCUCAACACAACGGAGGACCUCUACCAAUUUGUAGGGUUACCCCUGCCACAGAGCGUCAGGGAAUGGGUCCGCAAUAAUUCACAGGCAAAACACAGCGAUCCUGGAACGUUUUCAGUGCAUAAGAAUUCGCGCAAGACCGCUCAGAAAUGGAUGAAGGAUCUCAGAGAGCUUGAGAUUAAACAGGUUGAACAUGAUUGUGGAGAUGUCAUGGAGGAUCUUGGAUACCAGAGAUACGCAACGCUCAAAUUAGCACAAACAUAAGACCGAUCUUAGUUCAACAUAAUCUAUCCUGCAUAAAAUGCGAAAGGCGGAAAUAGUAACUACAACUCAUAAUUUGAACUCAGUUGCUGCUUGGAAUAUGACUGUGUAUGACAUUUUGACAACGAGCUAGCUAUUAUAGCUCAGCAAUACUUAGUCGUAAAUAUUCACUUCUGUAAGUCCUUUUUUUUACAGUAUUGUUAAGAUUGUAUUUUUGGUAAAUUGCCGAAAAAUGUACUCCUGUUGGUCUAAGUUAAGCCAUAUUAUAUGCCUCCCCAUUUCAAAACAACUUAAGUUCAUUUAGUUUGAGGAACUUUUUUCUUAACGCAAUUUUCACUUGAAAAAAUAAAAGAAAAAAGAUGCAAAGAGGAAACUAGAUCUACUGAACAUUGUGUUGAUUGAGAGUUAGUCCAAAUUCCUGUCUCACAGAGAGCUGCGAAUGAUCCCAUUAACCUCAACUAUGGAAAGCCAGCAACGCCAACAUCUGAAAUUCACACUGAGGUGUGUGUGAGGGUGUGUGUGUGUGUAUAUGUAUGUAUAAGUUUACAUUUGCAGAAAUGGGAUGAACUGAAGGUGAAAAGGGAUUUGAAUGUGAACAGGUGGGAUUUGUCUAGUGUGGUGCGAGUGUGAAUCCUGGUGUGUAUGUUGAUGUUUUUUUUUCUUUUUACUAGUUUUUUUCAAUUUCCCCUUCUCUUGUAUCAAUAUGAUUUGCAGGUUUUUUUUUUUUCUUUCUGUAUCCUAUUGCGCCAAAAUGUUAAACGUUCAUUAUGCAGAUUUGUAUAUAUUAUGUUUCUUUACGUAUGCGUGGUAUGUGCAUGUGUGUAUGGGUGUUAAGGUGGGUGUGUAUGUGUGUAUAAUUAUGUAAAGUUAUGUUGAAGCUUGAUUUAAAAUGGGAUGCAAUGAUAAUACAUUUAGGUUGAUUUCUGUUUUCCUGCAAAUCAUUUAUAUAGCCAUUUAACAUUAAUUAGUAUUGAAAUACAUAGAGGGUUGGGGACUCAGUUGAGUUAUUUUUUUUUUUCAGAUAUAAAAGUAUAAUUUUAAGGAGUUUCAUUCCGUCCUUAUUUGCUUCAGUUCUUGGUAAAUAUAUAUGUACUUUUUUGCAUAUCCUUGUUGAUAUGAAAUGAAGAUUUGUAUUUUGUUUUGUAUUCAUCUGCAGUUUAUGUAAUUCAUUUGAAUGAAAUCCUUAAUAAAAACAUAUUGAAAAAAAAAAAAAAUGUAUAUGUAUACACACAUCCACAUACACACACAUAUAUAUAUAUAUAUAUAUAUAUAUAUAUAUAUAUACAUAUAUUUUAUCUUAUAAUUAUAUGUGUAUAUAUUCAUAUACAUGUAUCGACAAUUAAGUGUGUGGUGUAUUUUUUCUUCUUUUUUGACGAAGGACGUGGUGCAAAUUUCCUGCAUGGAGUAUCAUGACAAGUAUGGAUUUCCAUUAAGAUAAUGUUGAUCAGAUCAAUCACAACUCUUUGUAAGAGGAGACCGAGAUGAACCUUACAUUUUUAUCCAAUCAGUAUUAGUCUCGAAAGUAGACCAGGUGGAAAUAACCCCUGCGUUUUCAUGAUUUCGGGGGGUCGACUUCUUUGACACGGUUUCGAGCAUAGUACGUAGUUACACAAAAAUGAAGUGCUAAUUCAACACUUACAGUGCUUUCAUAGUGACUGCACAACGAGUGCUGAUUUUCUAGUUUAAAUUUGAACUAGAAAAUCAGCACUCGUAGUGCAGUCACUAUACAAGCACUGUAAGUGCUAAAUUAGCACUUAAAUUUGUACAGUGUAUACACUGCAAAAACACAGGUGUUAAUUUAACACCAGCCUGGUAUCUAUAUCGGUCCACACCAGAGAGGUGUUGAAACAACACCGGAUUUGUGUUAGGCUAACACCAAUUUGGCAUUUAAGCAACACCAAUUAGUGUUAAACCAAUAUCGGUUUGAUUUACUGGUGUUGUUUCAACGCUUCUCUGGUGUGGACCGAUAUAGAUACCGGGCUGGUGUUAAAUCAACACCGGUGUUUUUGCAGUGAUAUGUACUGCUAAAUUAAUUAAACCUAGCAAUUGUAAUGCAUCUGGCUCUUCAUAUGUCAUCUUCCAGUGAUAAAGACGUGUUAUUGUUGCUACUUUGUGUUCUACAAAAAAAAAAAAAAAAAUCCAGCUCAAACAAGUGUAAUUGACAACUCU